UUAUUUUUAAUUUUUCUCGUUUGGCUUUACAAACUCGCUAUUUCGUAUCGUAUCACUCGUUUCGGUUUUCCCUUCAAGGAGAGACAGUGCCUGCCGCCACUGUUCUAUGCGCCCCCUUCAUCAUCAUCAUCAUCACCAUCCCCAUCCCUACCAUCAUCAACGCCAACACCAUAACCAUCUCCAUCGCCAUCAUCAUCACCUUCACCAUCACCUUAAUCUUCAUCUUCAUAUCCCUCACACUGCGAAAACCUAGGGUUCCUUCUUUCCUCAAAACCUUUCCUAUUAUUAUUCCAUGUACGAUCGCCACUGAGGAGGGUUUCCGAUUUGGAUGGCAUUGGGAGAUUUGAUGGCCUCUCGCUUUUCCCAAUCCACAGUUCUCGUCGUUCCCACCUCUCACAACCACCUCGACGAUUCCACCACCGCCUCCUCUUCCUCCUCUGCUGCCGCCGCCGUCGCCGCUCUUAACAACAACAGCAGCAGCAACGACGACGCCGAUUUCGCGCACCGCCGCGACUCUGAAGCCGCCAUCGCCAUCAUUAGCAGCGGCAACUACGCCGGGAAUGCCGCCACCAGCAUGGCCUACCUGCCCCACACCGUCGUCCUGUGCGAGCUCCGCCACGACGCCUUCGAGGCCGCCGUCCCCGCCGGCCCCUCCGACAGCGGCCUCGUCUCCAAGUGGCGACCUAAGGACAGAAUGAAGACAGGAUGUGUAGCUCUAGUAUUAUGUUUAAACAUUAGUGUCGAUCCACCAGAUGUAAUAAAGAUAUCCCCUUGUGCCAGAAUGGAGUGCUGGAUAGAUCCUUUUUCUAUGGCACCGCAAAAGGCAUUGGAGUCAAUUGGAAAAACUUUGAGCAGUCAGUAUGAAAGAUGGCAACCAAAGGCCCGCUAUAAAUGUCAACUUGAUCCGACAGUGGAUGAGGUGAAGAAGCUUUGUACUACUUGUCGUAAAUAUGCAAAGUCGGAAAGAGUUUUAUUCCAUUACAAUGGGCAUGGUGUGCCAAAACCAACUGCUAAUGGUGAAAUUUGGGUCUUCAAUAAGAGUUAUACACAGUAUAUUCCCUUACCUAUCAAUGAACUUGAUUCCUGGCUGAAGACCCCAUCAAUUUAUGUUUUUGAUUGCUCUGCGGCUGGGAUGAUUGUGAAUUCCUUCAUUGAGCUUCAUGAGUGGAGUGCUUCCAACUCCUCUGUGUCCCAAAGGGAUUGCAUUCUGCUUGCAGCAUGUGAAGCACAUGAGACUUUGCCUCAGAGUGCAGAAUUCCCAGCUGAUGUAUUUACAUCUUGCCUUACAACACCUAUAAAGAUGGCAUUGCGAUGGUUUUGUACUCGUUCAUUACUUCGUGAAUCACUUGAUUAUUCACUUAUAGACAAGAUCCCUGGCCGUCCAAAUGACCGAAAGACACUUCUGGGUGAAUUGAAUUGGAUCUUUACAGCCGUAACUGAUACGAUUGCCUGGAAUGUUCUUCCUCAUGAUCUUUUUCAGAGACUGUUCAGACAGGAUUUGCUUGUUGCAAGUCUGUUUCGAAAUUUUCUACUUGCUGAGCGAAUCAUGCGAUCUGCAAAUUGUUCUCCUGUCUCUCACCCAAUGUUACCUCCGACCCAUCAGCAUCAUAUGUGGGAUGCAUGGGACAUGGCUGCUGAGCUCUGCCUCUCUCAACUUCCGUCUUUAGUUGAGGAUCCUAAUGCUGAAUUUCAGCCUAGUACAUUUUUCACUGAGCAGUUGACAGCAUUUGAGGUAUGGCUUGACCAUGGUUCUGAACAUAAGAAACCACCAGAACAGUUGCCUAUAGUUCUUCAGGUUUUACUUAGUCAAUGCCAUCGGUUUCGGGCUUUAGUACUCCUUGGAAGGUUCCUUGAUAUGGGGCCAUGGGCAGUAGAUCUGGCAUUAUCUGUUGGAAUAUUUCCAUAUGUUCUAAAGCUGUUACAAACAACAACACCCGAACUACGCCAGAUCCUUGUAUUCAUAUGGACAAAGAUUCUUGCACUUGACAAGUCAUGUCAGGUUGAUCUAGUGAAGGAUGGCGGUCAUAUCUAUUUUAUUAAGUUUCUUGAUAGCAUGGAAGCAUAUCCAGAGCAACGUGCAAUGGCUGCUUUUGUUUUGGCUGUGAUUGUGGAUGGUCAUAGACGAGGCCAAGAAGCUUGUAUUGAAGCUGGUUUAAUUCAUGUCUGCUUAAAGCACCUUCAGAGUUCAUGUCCUAAUGAUUCACAAACUGAACCCCUUUUCCUUCAGUGGCUUUGCCUGUGUCUGGGGAAAUUGUGGGAAGACUUUUCAGAGGCACAAACAAUCGGUUUGCAGGAAGAUGCCACUACUAUAUUUGCUCCUCUACUGUCUGAACCCCAGCCAGAGGUUAGGGCAUCUGCUGUUUUUGCACUAGGCACCCUUCUUGAUGUGGGGUUUGAUUCAUGUAGAAGUGUUGGUGGAGAUGAAGAAUGUGAUGAUGAUGAUAAGUUUAGGGCUGAAGUUAGUAUAGUUAAGAGUAUGUUAGAUGUUGCUUCAGAUGGGAGUCCAUUGGUGAGGGCAGAGGUAGCAGUGGCUCUAGCACGAUUUGCUUUUGGCCACAACAAGCACCUGAAAUCUAUUGCUGCUGCAUAUUGGAAGCCUCAAGCUAAUUCUUUGAUUAAUUCCUUACCUUCGUUGACUAAUAUAAAAGGUUCGGUUGGUGGAUAUGCUAAACAGAACCAACACAUGCCUCAUGGAAGUAUUGUUUCUCCUCAAAUUGGUCCUAUCAGGGUUGGAAAUGACAACUCUCCAGUGGUUCGAGAUGGCCGCGUCUCUUCUAGCAGUCCUCUCGCUGGUUCAGGAAUCAUGCAUGGGUCCCCAUUGUCUGAUGAUUCAUCUCAUCAUUCUGAUUCAGGAAUUCUGAAUGAUGGUUUCAGCAAUGGAGUGGCUAACCACACUGGACCAAAGCCCUUUGACAAUGCAUUGUAUUCACAAUGUGUACUUGCUAUGUGUACUUUGGCAAAGGAUCCAUCUCCACGCAUUGCAAAUCUUGGUCGCCGGGUACUGUCCAUAAUAGGUAUUGAACAAGUGGUUGCAAAACCAUUGAAGUCUAGUGGUGUUCGGACUGCUGAAUCUACAGCUUCUCCACUGGCUCGUUCAUCUUCUUGGUUUGACAUGAAUGGAGGACACUUGCCUCUGACCUUCAGAACUCCUCCAGUCAGUCCUCCUCGCCCAAGUUAUAUAACUCGAAUGCGUCGAGUUUGUUCAUUGGAGUUUAGGCCCCACCUGAUGGAUUCUCCAGACUCAGGAUUAGCUGAUCCACUCUUAGGUUCUGGUGGAGCUUCUGGGACUUCAGAUCGAAGCUUUCUUCCACAAUCAACUAUAUAUAGUUGGAGUUGUGGGCACUUUUCCAAACCACUUUUAACUGCUGCAGAUGAUAGCGAAGAGGUAUCAGCCAGAAGAGAAGAGAGGGAAAAAUUUGCAUUGGAGCACAUAGCAAAAUGCCAGCACUCUGCUGUUAGCAGGCUAACAAAUCCAAUUGCUAAAUGGGACAUAAAGGGUACACAAACAGCAUUGCUGCAACCUUUCUCUCCUAUAGUGAUAGCUGCUGAUGAGAAUGAACGUAUCAGGAUAUGGAACCAUGAGGAGGCAACACUAUUGAACAGUUUUGAUAAUCAUGAUUUUCCUGACAAAGGAAUUUCUAAGCUCUGCCUUGUAAAUGAGCUUGAUGAGAGCUUGCUUCUUGCUGCUUCAUGUACUUCUCUCUACUGUUUAAUAUUUUUCAUUUUAUUCUCAAAUUAUUGUCAGAAUAUUAAUGUUAGGGAAUCUUUUGAUGCAGCUGAUGGAAACAUUCGGAUUUGGAAAGAUUAUACUCUGAGGGGUAAACAAAAACUUGUCACUGCAUUCUCUUCAAUUCAUGGUCAUAAACCUGGUGUGAGGAAUCUGAAUGCAGUUGUUGAUUGGCAACAACAAUGUGGUUAUCUGUAUGCAUCGGGUGAGAUAUCAUCUAUUAUGCUAUGGGAUGUUGAUAAAGAGCAGCUUGUCAAUUCUAAAUCUUCAUCAUCAGAUUGCAGUGUCUCAGCAUUGGCUGCAUCUCAAGUUCAUGGGGGACAAUUUACAGCUGGUUUCAUAGAUGGUUCUGUCCGACUUUAUGAUGUCAGAACACCUGAUAUGCUCGUUUGUGGAUUAAGGCCUCAUACACAAAGAGUAGAAAAGGUUGUGGGGAUUGGCUUUCAGCCUGGAUUAGACCAAGGAAAGAUUGUUAGCGCUUCUCAGGCUGGGGAUAUCCAAUUUCUUGAUAUAAGAAAUCAUAGCAGUGCCUAUCUUACUAUUGAAGCUCAUAGGGGUUCACUCACAGCUUUAGCAGUACAUAGACAUGCCCCAAUUAUUGCCAGUGGUUCAGCGAAACAACUCAUUAAAGUCUUUAGCCUGGAGGGUGAUCAACUAGGCACCAUUCGAUACUAUCCUACCCUAAUGGCCCAGAAAAUUGGUUCUGUAAGCUGCCUCAAUUUCCAUCCAUACCAAGUAUUACUUGCUGCUGGUGCUGCAGAUGCAUGUGUUUGUAUUUAUGCUGAUGACAACACUCAAGCUAGAUGAAUCCGCAUUUUUUCCAAUGAUUUCAUCGGUUGUCUCCAGCUUAGAAGAGUGCAUCAAACAUCUCUCAGGAUUACCAUGCAUAUUUUCUUGUAGUUGGAUAAUCCCGUGAUGAUGCUUUAAUCCCUCUCCGCUGUGAAUACAUCUGAAAAUAUUGGUAGGGGUACAUUCUGCUGAUAGUGUAUGCAAGAUAUUCAUUAGCCUCCAUGCUUAGAGGGUUGCACUCGACAGGAAGAAAGUCAUGCUUAUUGAUUGGAGGCUUCGGCAAAUAAUGUCAAUUCGUAAAUGUGUAAAUAUCAUUUUCUCCAUAAUUAUUUUUCGUUCCUGUUUUGCGUGCUAUUCCCAUCCUUCCUUGAUUUGUAAAAUUUUUAGUCAGAAUACAUAAGCUAGUUUGCUGACAAAUAUGGGCGACUGGCUCCUGAAAAUGAGCCAUGUCAUGAUUGUAGUUUCUGUUGAAUCGGGGGACCCUUGUUUUUAACCAACAUGUAAUUAAAUUCAAGUUUGUCCAAGUGUGCAAUUUCUGUCUCAAAUCAAUCUAAAGGUAUAGCUUUAUUGGACU
Glycine soja is the source of this 5090-nucleotide messenger RNA. Its product is annotated as regulatory-associated protein of TOR 1-like. Gene Ontology annotation, biological process: TOR signaling; cellular response to amino acid stimulus; regulation of autophagy. Gene Ontology annotation, molecular function: protein binding; protein-macromolecule adaptor activity. The transcript is spliced from 22 exons. The record is from RefSeq and is a predicted model, not a curated record. Bases 329 to 4534 code for a protein of 1401 amino acids. Gene Ontology annotation, cellular component: TORC1 complex; cytoplasm. NCBI's taxonomy places the organism in Eukaryota, Viridiplantae, Streptophyta, Magnoliopsida, Fabales, Fabaceae.